Benincasa hispida (wax gourd) is the source of this 664-nucleotide messenger RNA. It is a transcript of the gene STOMAGEN, whose product is annotated as stomagen. Lineage: Eukaryota; Viridiplantae; Streptophyta; Magnoliopsida; Cucurbitales; Cucurbitaceae. The record is from RefSeq and is a predicted model, not a curated record. Gene Ontology annotation, biological process: positive regulation of stomatal complex development.
CCAAAACCAAACCCAAACCCAAAAAAACACACCACAUUUUUUUUUCUCUUCCUUUCUAUCAGUUCCCAAUUCCAUUCCCAUUAUUAUUCCUUCAAAACUUCUCUUCUUUCUUAUCUUCUCUUUUCCAAUGGCAAAAGCUGCAAAACCAGUUUCAGUACUUCUUCUUCUUUUAACCCUAAUUAUGACCUUUCUUUUCUCAACAAUGGCAGUGCAAGGAUUCUCGACCCGACAUCCACCUCAAUUCUUUUCUUUACAAGCAACAAUCGCGUCCGAGGGGAAAAAUGAAAAGAUGAGAAAUUCAAGAAGGUUGAUGAUUGGUUCAACAGCACCAAUAUGCACUUACAAUGAAUGUAGAGGAUGCAAAUACAAGUGUAGAGCUGAGCAAGUACCUGUUGAAGGCAAUGACCCAAUCAAUAGUGCAUACCACUAUAGAUGUGUUUGUCAUAGGUAAUAUUAUUAAUUAAUUUUUCCCAUUUUCUUACUUUUAAUUAGACACCCUACAUUUUAAUCCUUCAAAUUUUUGGUGUCAUUUUUUUCCUAAUUGAUUAUUAAUAUUGUUUAAAUUGAGAGUUUGUCUUAAGUCUAUUCAUUUUGUGUAUUGUUAUGUUGGUGUAAGUCACUCGAACUGUUUUAUCUUUAAUAUUAUUUUGAAAGUUCUAUGGUA